Messenger RNA from Betta splendens (Siamese fighting fish), 1027 nucleotides. RefSeq names its product arylalkylamine N-acetyltransferase 2 (gene aanat2). The coding region runs from base 31 to 657 and encodes 208 amino acids. Lineage: Eukaryota; Metazoa; Chordata; Actinopteri; Anabantiformes; Osphronemidae. The transcript has 3 exons. Gene Ontology annotation, cellular component: cytoplasm. Gene Ontology annotation, molecular function: aralkylamine N-acetyltransferase activity. Gene Ontology annotation, biological process: circadian rhythm; response to light stimulus. The record is from RefSeq and is a predicted model, not a curated record.
AAAGGCAAAAGUGGCGUUGUCGAGGGCAACAUGGCGCAGCAGGUCAGCGGCUCCCCGUUCCUCAAGCCCUUCUCUCUGAAGACGCCCGUCAGAGCGCUCAGCCCUCGGCGGCAGAGGCGGCACACGCUGCCCGCCAGCGAGUUCAGGAACCUCACGCCACAGGACGCCAUCAGCGUGUUCGAGAUUGAGAGAGAAGCGUUUGUGUCCGUGUCUGGAGAAUGCCCUCUGACCCUGGAGGAGGUGCUCGCCUUCCUGGCCCAGUGCCCUGAGCUGUCGCUGGGCUGGUUUGAGGAGGGCCAACUGGUGGCUUUCGUCAUUGGCACCGGGUGGGACAAGGAGAGACUCUCGCAGGAGGCCAUGACGCGGCACGUCCCCGACACUCCCACGGUGCACAUCCACGUGCUGUCGGUGCACAGGCACUGCCGCUACCAGGGCAAAGGCUCCAUCCUCCUGUGGCGGUACCUGCAGUACCUGCGCUGCGUGCCGGGCCUCCGCCGGGCGCUGCUGAUCUGUGAGGACUUCCUGGUGCCCUUCUACCUCAAGGCGGGCUUCAAGGAGAAGGGGCCGUCGGCCAUCGCCGUGUCCGCCAUGCGCUUCCAGGAGAUGGAGCACACGCUGUGCGGGCAGGCGUACGCGCGGCGGAACAGCGGCGUGUAGGCCGACACCCUUGUUCCUCGCGCUCAACUCUAAACCGGACUCUUUGCACAAAGGGAUUAUCAGGAGACACAGGGUCAGUGCAGCGGUGGUUCCACGUUGGUUAGCGGGUCUUAACUGAAUCCACUAAAGUCAUUGGACACACCCAACCUGUAGCUUUGUAAUUAAUCAUUUAGCAUAUUAUUGAAUGAUUAUUUCUAUUGCCAGGAUUGUCAGUGCUGCUUCCCAUUUACUAAAGGUUUUGUUCAACAGCUCACAAUUUGCAUUGGAAUAAAGGAGAUAUAAAAUGUAAAUAAAGAAGUAAUCAAAAUGCAUAAAUCCAAGCCUCAUGCAAAUGUGCUGUUUCUUCGUUGCUGAAUGUGAAUAAACUAUU